UCUUACUGAUAUCCAAAAUGAGAGUUCGUCCGGUGUUAAUGGAGAUGACCGGUGAUGACACUCAAGUUUUCAUCAAUGAUAGUAGUGAAACAAUUGAGGUAACGAGUGUUUGUUGUCAUAAAUUUAAAAUAGAACUCAGAUCAGCACAAAAAACUAUUGAACUGCUACACGCCCAAUCGUACCCUCCAGAAGAGAUACUGUCCAACAUCAAGAUUGAGCCCGACGACAGCGAACUGGAGCUACAGAUAGCCCUCAAGAAAGCAUGCAGACUGAAGCUGCAGGAGACUGUUACAGAAUUAAAGAACAGUGUAGGAAAGGUGGCAGAGUCAGUAUUGAAGAGAAACUCAGAAGGAAACAUGGAAGGUGGUUCCAGUGUGCUGAAUGCUACAGCAGAAUUCUGCUGUACGUUGGGUGACAUCCCCAUUUAUGGUCUGGCUGACAACUGAUGA
Messenger RNA from Cryptotermes secundus, 449 nucleotides. Its product is annotated as U4/U6.U5 tri-snRNP-associated protein 1-like. The transcript has 3 exons. Lineage: Eukaryota; Metazoa; Arthropoda; Insecta; Blattodea; Kalotermitidae. Bases 18 to 446 code for a protein of 142 amino acids. The record is from RefSeq and is a predicted model, not a curated record.